AAAGUCAAUGCUUUCACACCACCAGCCACAUCGCUCCGAGAGUCAUCGGGACCAAUUUCCUUCAAAACCAAGCUGAUGAUCAAAUGACAUAACUGGAAAUCAGCAGAUAGACUCAAAGGGCUGGAGUAACGUGGGCAUUGCAGGUGGUAGAGUGCAUCUUGGACAGGAAGAGACAUGUUUUAAUUUUACUUUUCUAAAUACUAUGCAGGAAAUUGUUUUCUCAUUGCAUGUGUGGAACCAAACCUCUUUUCUUUUUACAAAACAAAAGGCAGUUUCUUCCUGAAGCAAAAACAAAGGAACAACAUGCUGGAUGAACUCAGGGGGCUCAGGCAGGUGUUGUAAAGGCUAGAAGGGUGGUUAACGUUUCGGGUCCUGCCUGCCCGUUUGUUGCAGAUUCCAGCUUCUGACUUACGUUUUGCUAAAACCAGGAAAACCUGGUUAACUUUCGCUUUUCUUUAAAUCGUUAACAGUGCAAACAUGUCUAGGCAAAUUUAGUUUCGGCUUCCUGAGUUUGUCUCCGUCACUCGGCGUCGAAUUCAUUGGCUCAUUCUCGUUUCGAAAGCGACCCGCACGGGUAUUUAAGAACGUGUUGUAUCCCAAACGCUUUAAAAACAUGUAAAGGUGUCCGUUUGGCUUGAUCACAUACAGAUUAACUGCAAAAUGACCACAAACACCGUGAGAAAAAAAGGAAAGCCUCACGGACCAGGAAAUCCCUAUUCAUCCAGAGGAAUUCGCGCAGAGUUCCAGGGACCAGAAAUUCCACAUGAGGCACAGGCAAAUCAUCUUCCCAUGGAGAAUUUUGCCAAUGGUCCUCGCGAAGUUCCGGCCUUUCAUGGAGCCUUUUCUAACCUCUCAAGGCCAGUCUUUCAGGAUGCCCGGUUGCCGUCGUACUCUCUGGGCAGGAGCAAAAAUAAUUCUUUUGGCGAAGGCAAAUCAUCUUCACCAGCGGAAGUAGUCACUGACUCUCGCCGUUUUCCGUACGAUAAUGGAAGCUUUAUUAACUCUACAAAGACUGGCUUUGAGAGCUGGAUACCUGCGUUUGGCAUGCCAGCAGCACAACAAGCACAGACAGGACAACUGAAGGCAAAUCAUCUUCCCAUGGAGCAUUUUUUACCAGCAGAAGUAGCCAAUGGUCCUCGCGACACUCUGUUCUAUAAUGGAGACUUUACUAGCCCCACAAAGACUGGCUUGCAGAAGGAUGUCUGUAUGUCUACAUAUGGCGUGCCAUCAGCACAAGCACAGACAGAACAAAGAGUGAAGGCAAUGGGUGCCCCAUUGUCCAUUCAUUACGAGCAGGAGGUGCGACCCUGCAUUGAUCUCAUUGAUUCUCUGAGAGGAUUUGGUGUGGAUAAGGAUCUCGGACUUCCAGCCAUUGCAGUGAUUGGUGACCAGAGCUCUGGGAAGAGCUCAGUGUUGGAGGCGCUCUCAGGAGUGGCCUUUCCCAGAGGGAGUGGAAUUGUAACAAGAUGCCCACUUGAAUUGAAGUUAAGAAAUGUCAAAAAAGCAAAUGUUUGGCAGGGGAAAAUCAGCUACAGGGGUUAUUCGAACUACCUCAGUAGUGCAGCUGAGGUGGAACAAGAAAUUCUCAAAGCCCAGGACAGUAUUGCAGGGUGGGGAGUGGGAAUCAGCCAUGAACUAAUCAGCCUCGAAGUUGAAUCCUCCAAUGUUCCUGACCUGACUCUGAUAGACCUGCCGGGUAUCGCCCGAGUCGCCGUUGGUAACCAGCCCCAAGAUAUCGGAGUCCAGACUAAGAGACUCAUUACAUCGUUUAUUCUGAAACAAGAGACAAUUAACCUUGUCGUCGUGCCUUGUAACGUCGACAUAGCAACCACAGAAGCACUGAAAAUGGCCCAGGAAGUGGACCCUUCUGGAGACAGAACUUUGGGUAUUUUGACCAAACCUGACCUGGUGGACAAAGGAACAGAGAAGAACAUAGUUGACAUUGUGCAGAACCUGACAGUAGAGCUGGCGAAGGGGUACAUGAUCGUUAAGUGUCGUGGCCAGAACGACAUCAAUCAAAAUAUAUCACUGGUGGAUGCAAUCGCCAAGGAAAAAGCAUUUUUUGAAGACCACGAACAAUUUGGACCACUUUUGGACGACGGAAAGGCAGGCAUCUCAAAUUUGGCCGUUCGGCUUACAAAGGAACUUGUCAACCACAUUAUUAAAUCAUUGCCUCAGUUGCGAAAUGAAAUAGAAACCAAGCUGAACCAGUCGAUGCAAUCCCUCAAUAGGUACGGCAUCGCUGCCCCCACUUCUUACUCCGAGCAAAUAACAUUCUUAAUCGAGAAAAUCAACAACUUCAGCAGCCACAUAAAAAUUCUGACCAUGGGGGAGGAACCUCAGGACAUGGUAGAUGGCGAGAGGUACAUCACCGUAGUACGAAAUGAGUUUUGUGAAUGGAACACAUUCCUGAACGAACGUGUAUCAAAAUUCCAAAAUCACGUGAAAAAUAUGUUUCCCAAAUAUGAAGAGACAUACCGUGGAAGAGAGCUGCCUGGGUUUAUCAACUACAAUACCUUUGAAUCCUUCAUUAAGAAAGAAGUCUCUGAAUUGAAAGAUCCAGCUAUUACAAAACUGAAGACAAUCACAGAUAUCACAAGGAAUAUUUUUAUGGUCGUUGCCGAGCAACAUUUCAGUGCCUUUAGUAACCUGUCCAAAGCUGCCAAGGUCAUAAUCGCAAAUAUGAGCCACAAGCAAGAAACAGAAGCAGAGAGGCUGCUGCAGGCCCAGAUUAAGGUUGAGAGUGUGGUGUAUUGUCAAGACGGUAUCUACAAUAACAGCCUUUUUGAAACAAAAGGCAAUUUGCCACAACCUUUGCCAUUUGGCAGCAUCCAAGAACUGUCGGAUCAUCUCCACGCAUAUUACAAGAUUGUCUCUCAUCGACUGGCUAACCAGAUUCCCAUGGUCAUACGCUGCUACAUUUUAAACGAAUUUGCUGACAAACUCCGGACAGAGAUGCUUCAUCUCAUUCAAGACAAGGAUUGCAUCAAUGGUUAUCUAAUGGAAGAUGAAGACACACAGAGGAAGAGAGAUGACCUCAAACGCAAAAUAGACCGAUUGACAAAAGCCCAGAAGAAAUUGCUUGAAUUUGGUUAAAUAAGCGUUGAACGAAGAUCACUGAAUACUGUAAAGAUAUGUUUAUAUUUUGUUUGCAAAUUUUUAUAUUUCUUGCCAACUUCCACUCUUGAAGGGAUUGAAUCCUUACUACUGUUUAGUUUCGGAGUUCACAAUCAUUCUUUGAUACCACCAGCCUUUAUUCCUGUUUAAUUGCAUGAUGACAAUCUAUCCACGGAUAGGUACAUGGAUAGGAUAGACUUAGAAGAAUAUGGGCCAAACCCAGGCAGGUGGAACUAGUGCAGAUGGGACCUGCGGGUCAGCAUGGGCAAGUUGGGCUUGUUUCCACAUUCUUUGACUCCAUUUGUAAGUUAUAGGAACUUACGGUACCUCCUCACCCAAUUUCCAUAUUUGUUAUGUUCCUCCUGGCUAAUGUCCUCUUUCCAAUCAAGCGAUAUAAGUCUGAAGAAGGGUCUCGACCCGAAACGUCGCCUAUUCCUUCUCUCCAUAGAUACUGCCUCACCCGCUGAGUUUUUCCAGCAUUUUUUGUCUACAAGGGUCAUAUUUGCUCCCAUCCCAUCCUGACUGAAAUUGGCUAACUCUGGAAAACAUGGAUUGAUUUUAAAUUGAAGGUAGACACAAAAUGCUGGAGUAAUUCAGUGAGACAGGCAGCAUCUCUGGAGAAAUAGAUAGGGAGACGAGACCCUUCGCCUGAGUUAUUCCAGUAUUUUGUGUCUUAUCUUUGGUGUAAACCAGCAUUUGCAAUUCCUUCCUACACAUAUUGAUUUUAAAUUGUCUGUAUAUUGAGCAGCUUGGUGUGAACUUGUUUAAGCUGUCAAGUAACCUUUAAUUGUCUUUUGAUGCAUCUUAUGAGGAAUCUCUUUGCUUAAUGGAUUGCGUUUAGUAACAAGAGAUUGAGUUUAUACAAGAUGGGCAAGAGAUUGAGUUUACACAAAGCCCAAAACAUCUUCUGCCUUUUUCCACAGAUGCUGCCUGACCUGCUGAGUUCCUCCUGCACUUUGUUUUUACACUUAGCUAAUGUUCCCCGACAAUUACAUUCCGUAUCAUGUUUUGGAUGUGAAAUUGGAAUUUAGAUUGUGAUUAGUUUUAAAUUAAUUCUAAUCACACUUUACAUUUUUUAUCAUGUUUUAAAACAAAUUUGGAUUUGACUUGAAGCAAAUAGAUAAUUAUCCGAUAUAGCAUUCACAAGGAUACAGAGUGGAGUGGAAUUUAGUGUUUGAUACGAGUCAUUUUACAAUACUGGAGAGAUUUUGAGGUUCAAGAUUAUUAUUCUAAUUUUUACACCAAUACACUGUUCUUAACAAAAAUCUACCUAUCAUAUGAAACCUCAUAAAUAACAGAUAUAAAUUAGAUAACUUCACGACCGAAAGUCAAACAUCUUUUCAUGACAGACAAAUUUUCAUUGUUUUACCACCAAUUUGGACACCAAAAAUGUGACAUUAAAAACUUUACCACAUUUAGUCAUUAAUAUUUAAUUCAUAAAUAAACUUCAUAUGGCCCCUCAUACAUACAUGUUUUGAUAAUGAUCUAGGGAAAUAUCUUCAUCAAUACCAGGAGAAAAAUACAGUAAUAUGUCCGGUAUUCCGCCUAGCAAAGAUCUGGUAACGGCCGUUGUGCUUGGUGUCCAUUGUCACAAUGACGGUUAUCGGGGUCGGUACCUCCGUAUGUUAAACCAUGGAGGCUCCAAACUCUACUGUUUUUCACAAACCCCAACAAAGUAUCCUAUGGUAGUAUUGCUUUUUGGGCGUUAAUUAUUUUUUCUUAUAUUCAAAUGUAAUAUAUCAAAAACAUCAUGGUGUCAUUCUUUCAUGUCAACCUCCGGAAGCUCCACAACGACCGUUACGGAGACAUUUAACUUCCAAAAAAAUCAUCCCAAAUCAAACCUUCCGAUGAAUCAUCGGCCAUCGAUAUAGCUCAAAUCCAUAAGGCUUUAUCAUGGCCGUUCCUGUUUUCCAUAACAGUUUUUUCUAUCUAUGGAUAUAAUUUGGUUUUCUCUAAUACUGUAACGUUUGUUUUCUGGGACACUAAACUUUGAGGGUUCACUGCAACGUACGUUUGUGUAACGCGUACGUUGCAGUGUCCACUCAGAUGGGUGCAGUAUUCCACUACAUGAUCAUGUGGAUGAAGUGGAGUUGAGCCACGAGGCACGACAUCCGGAGGUUGCGAUGAAUCAUCCGAUCAGCUGAGAAGGUUGUUGGCUGCAACCUUCCCUCCAUUGAUGAACUGUACACUGCAAGGCCCAGGAAGCGAGUGGGUAAUAUCAUCUUUGACCCUUCUCACCCUGGCCACAAACUCUUUGAAUCACUUCCCUCUGGAAGGCGACUCCGGACUGUCAAAGCUGCCACAGCUAGACAUAAAAACUGCUUUUUUUCCCACGAGUAGUAGCUCUACUCAAUAACCAAAGAUCUGUUGCCUUUUUGCUCUGGUCUUUUUUUAAAUUCACAUGUUUAAUCGAUAAUGUUUUAUUAUUAAUGUUUUAUGUGUCAUUCUUAAUUGUCAUUUUAUGUCAUGUUGUCAUUUGUGAGCGGAGCACCAAAGCAAAUUCCUUGUAUGUGAACGUACUUAGCCAAUAAACUUAUUCAUUCA
Leucoraja erinaceus (little skate) is the source of this 5661-nucleotide messenger RNA. Its product is annotated as interferon-induced GTP-binding protein Mx3-like. Gene Ontology annotation, cellular component: nucleus; cytoplasm; membrane. The transcript has 17 exons. The coding region runs from base 661 to 3096 and encodes 811 amino acids. The record is from RefSeq and is a predicted model, not a curated record. Gene Ontology annotation, molecular function: microtubule binding; GTP binding; GTPase activity. NCBI's taxonomy places the organism in Eukaryota, Metazoa, Chordata, Chondrichthyes, Rajiformes, Rajidae. Gene Ontology annotation, biological process: defense response to virus.